This is a messenger RNA of Chaetomium globosum CBS 148.51, 3681 nucleotides long. RefSeq lists its product as uncharacterized. Bases 1 to 3681 code for a protein of 1226 amino acids. Lineage: Eukaryota; Fungi; Ascomycota; Sordariomycetes; Sordariales; Chaetomiaceae. The record is from RefSeq and is a predicted model, not a curated record. The transcript has 7 exons.
AUGGAUCGUCCGUCCGAACUAGGCCCAGAAACCCAUAUCGGCUUGUAUUGUCCCACACGCCCAGACCUGUGUGCUGUGGCCGAGCGUCUCCCCACGUGGUAUCAACACGUUGAUAGCCGAAACAUACGCACACGCGAUGUCACGCUCAAGGAGCCGACAACCAACAUCAAUUGCAUCUCCAAGGGGCGCUGGCUCCAAGCAACCGUGGGCCAAGCUUCAAGGCGGUGGGAAAAGAAGCUGCCGUCGGGAAGUGUCAAUGACUCAAUGCAACAGUGUCAGCUGGACAGAGAGGCUGGGAGCGAUACACAAUGGAGUUCCCAUCCCAAUCCAAUCGGCAAAGAAGAAAACGAGUGGUUGAAGGGUAACAUCGAAGGCGUUGGCUUUGGCUCCUGUUUGGGCGUUGGCGUCGAGCCCAAUUCUUGGCGCGAGGUCCGGGCCGUAACGCGGUUGGGCGGAGCCGUUGACCGGGGUCCGGGGGACGGUCAGAUCCAGUUCACCGGCGCCGGCCACCGAAGGCGCUUUGUGAUGCAACAGGACGGGUGGAGCCCAGAAAUUGAGAAUUCAGGCGUUGAGGACUCGGUGUCGACCAUUUGGAACGAGAGUUCUCGCGUUCUUCAUGCAGGUCGAAGGAGAAACCGGCAAGGGAGACAUUACCAGCACCCGUAUCAUCGCCAGCAUCACCAGCAUUCACCAGCGUCAGUCGAUCCAAACGAUGGAAGUGAUGAGCCAGAACUCAAUGGCCGGGGAUUUCCACAUCUCAAACUUCUCGAAUGGGAUGUUUGGCGCUGCAAGUUUGUGGGGUCGGAAGAAACGGGUGCGGGGCCAGCGAUGCCAAAUCGAGGCCAAUUAGGGCCAGAGUGCUGGCAACCGAUGCUGCCACGUCAAGAGCCUCGAUGGAGCCCCAUCAACGACAACCGAACGACCCAAGCCCGUUUCGACUCGAACGGCUGCAGAUUGGCGAGGCGGGUUGCACAGGACCGAGAUGAGACUGGGACCAGCCAACGGACAACGGAUGCGAUGGCUGCGAUGCAAUGGCUGCAUGGCUACAAUACCGGAACCUCGCGGGCUGCGGGCUGCGGGUUGCAGGCUGGUUACCGCCUGACAAACCGAAGACUCGUCCAAUUCCACCACCGCAACACCAUCCCCAUCUCUCAACCUCGCCCCAAGAUUGGACGCCCAGACCUUCGUGAGACCCACGACAGCGUUCCAUCCAACAAUCGUCAAGAAGAGCAUUAUUGGCUCUCCUUCCCCUUAUCAUUUCUCUCAGCCGGCCCCGUUCCUUUCACGGAAGACCUGCCCAAGCUGGCUACCCCCAAGGUCCGCGGUUCUUCCUCCUCUUACUACACCUCCAGCCGCGCCGCCAAACAACCUCCGGCCCCAUCCGCCUCCGCCUCCUCCUCUAAGCCGAAGAUGGGUUCCCACAUCGACGCCGACCCCACCCAGGCCGUUGACGGGCUGGUACGGGCCAUCCGCGACCUCACCUCGGACCCCAACUACAAGCUAGUAGCCGACGUCUUCAGCGAGUUCCUCUACGUCAAGGAGCAAAACAACAAACUCUCAAGUUCGCACCAGGUCGUCUUGGAGGAGUACCGCAAGUUCCGGAACGAGCUUGAGGAGCAGAAGGGCGAGCUCGUGGACGAGAAGAACGAUCUCGAGCACUUGGUGCAGGAGAAGGUGCAGGAGAUCAUCCAGCUUAGCGCCACCAGGACAAGGUUAGAGGGUGACCUCGAGGAUACACAAAAGGCGCUCGAAGAGAAGAUCGCCGCCGCCGCUGAGGCAGCCGCGACAGCCGCCCAGGAGUAUGCCAACCUCCAGGACACCACCUCCAAGGCGUACGCCGAUCUAGAAGCGAAGGCGGCCAAGGAGCAUUCCGACCUCCAAGAAAAGACGGCAAAGGAGUACGCCGAUCUGGAGGAGAAGAAGGACAAGGAGUAUGCGGAUCUCGACGCGGCGAAGGCUGCGGUUGAGGAAGAGAAGCGGCUUGGCGAGGAGGCUGCUGCCGCCGCCGCUGCUCAGGCCGCAGACGAGAUCGCGGCUCUUACCGAGGCCAAGACGGGUCUCGAGGAGGUCAAGGCCAACAACGAGGCCGAAAUUGAGUCCCUCAAGGGGAAUGUGGCCGAUCUCGAGACUGCCAGGGCGGACCUCGAGCAGGUGAAGGCCGACAACGAAGCCGAGAUCGCUUCGCUGAAGGAGCAGAUCGCGACUUUGGAGGGCGAAAAGAAGGGUCUCGAGGAGGAGCUCGAGGCGGCGAGGCAAGAGAUUGCUUCCCUGAACGAGACCAUUGUUCAGAAGAACAACGAGAUCGAGAGCCUGCAGGAGUCGCUGCGGGCCGCCGAGGAGCAGAUCGCCUCGCUGCAGCAGACGGUCGAGGACAAGAACGCCGAGAUCGAGGAUCUCCACGGCAAGCUCACAGCCGAGGGUGAGCGGGCAAACAGCGCCGAGGCUCACGGCCGGGACCUCCAGUCGCAGCUGGACGAGACAACACAAAGCCUGCAGCUCACCACCCGGAAGCUCACCAACCUCGAGCAGUACCGCCUGGUCCUGCAUAGCGAGAAUGACGACACCUACGUGACGGUCCUCGACAAGAUCUGGACCACGAUCGUAACCCUCGUCGAGGGGACCUUCCGACCGGACAUCGACGAACAAACACUCAACGACCCCUCCUGCUGGACCAACCUGCGCAACUCGCCCUACCUCAAGCACGCCACCCAACUCCAGAUCCCCCUCCCGCAAUCCAACACCCCCGCCGCCAAGGGCAUGCGCAUCAGCGCGGUGCUAGCGGUGCUCUCGCGCGCCAUGCACAAGCACCUCUUCCGGCCCGUGUACCUGCUCGACGACGACGACGAGAACCUGGUCAAGUUCCUGCGUGCCCUCGAGGACGAGGACCCCACGCGCGAGGCCCACAUGCGCGCCACGCUGGUGGCUAUGAUGCCCGAGCGCCAGGUCGAGCAGGGCGCCCGCCGCGUCAAGAUGGUCGUGCGCGAGGUGUCGUGGCUGGUGCAGCAUUUGUUGACCGCGCUGCAGUUUGAGGCGUUUUGUUCCGGGUUGGAGGCCGCGUGUAAGCUGGCCUGUGAGCAGUGGAUGCGUAUUCAGCUGGCGCAGAUGAAGAUCGAGCCGUAUUUUGGUCCACCCUACGAUGACUUCGACUGGCAGGUGUUGGAGCUGCCGGAGUUUGCGGAGGCUGCCGAGGCUAACGCGGGCCACCCGCGCGAUGAUGGGGAUGAUUUUGGGGAUGACCGGCUGGAGACCAUCGAGGCGAGCGAGGUGGGGCGGGCGCCGUCCGACACGGCCGGGGGCGCGGCCGAUGCCGGGUUCCAUGAUGGCGGCGGCGGCAACGCGCUGCGCCACGGGCACGGGCACGACGAGGAGCUGAUGGAUGGGGAGGUGGACCCGGAUGAGAUCCUGCUGGUGGUGUGGCCGAGCAUGUGCGCCGUCGAGAACGGCGAGCUGAUGUCCAUCACGCAGGGGCUGGUCAUCUCCAAGGAGCAGGCGCGCCCCGCGCUCGAGGAGCAGCGCACGCGCUCGCGCAUCAUCCCGCGGCCCGGGUCCAGGCGUGCCCGCACGCUGUCUAUGCCCGGACAGAGCAGGGGGAGCAGCCCGACCCGCGGCAAGCCGACCACCACCCACUUCCUGGCCCAGUCGGUGACGGCGUCCGACCUGGAUGGCCCCGACGACAUUUGA